Messenger RNA from Meleagris gallopavo (turkey), 3827 nucleotides. Its product is annotated as myelin and lymphocyte protein-like. Gene Ontology annotation, biological process: myelination. Gene Ontology annotation, cellular component: membrane. NCBI's taxonomy places the organism in Eukaryota, Metazoa, Chordata, Aves, Galliformes, Phasianidae. The record is from RefSeq and is a predicted model, not a curated record. Gene Ontology annotation, molecular function: structural constituent of myelin sheath.
GGUGAUUGAUCCUCCUGAAUCAGGACUCAGCUGCAAGAAAAGCUCCAUGUACUUCCCAGGGCAGCUGUUCCCUGCAGACACAGCAGCACCAUGCAUAGUCCCUGGGCUUUUCCCUCAGCCAUGGAAGCCUCGGGUCAAAGGAGCAGCUGACACCCAUCCCCACUAGCUCUCAGCCUUGGCCACCACCCUUGUGCCAAGCCCUGCACUCCUCCCUGCUAAGGCUCUGCUGGUUGAAACAGAUUUUUUGCUGCUGUCAUGUCAGCUUCUUCCUGGUCUUUCAGGAAUCCCCAGGGGAAUGCAGCUUCUUUCAGUCUUUCAAGGCUCCGCCUUGGCAGGUGGCUGGACUGGGCCAGCUCUUCCCACUAAGCUGCCCUGGGUUCAAGUUGUGUUGUGAGGGCAGUUCCCCUGUCUCACCCCUGGGUGCGUGCUGGGGCCAGCAUUGCACAUUCAUAUAUAUCAUAUAUGUCUACAAAUACCUGAAGGGAGGGUGCAGGCAGAGCCAGGCUCUUCUCAGCGGUGCUCAGUGCAAGGACAAGAAGCCAUAGGCUCAAACUGGAACACAGAGGUGACCCCUGGCCAUCAGGCAGCAGUUCUUGUACUCAUUGCCCCAAGUCUGUGUCCUUUAGUUCAGGACAGGCAUUUAGUCCAUCCUUACUGAGCUCUCACCAUUCCCACCUGACUGCCAACCUGCUAUAAAAGCAACUAGAGUAUCAAGUUGCCCAAGUUAUACACAGAAGAGCAACACAGCUGGUGAAGGGUCUGGAAGACAAGGCACUUGAGUGGCUGAGCAAACUGCUCAACUGUUGUUGAAUCUGGACAAGAUCCCAUCACUCCCUCUAAAUUCCUGAAAGGACAUUGCAGUGUGGAGGAUGUCAGUCUCUUUUCACAGGUGACAAGUGAAAGGAUGUGAGGCAAUGGCCUCAAGUUGUGCCAGGGAGCGGAUAGAUUGGAUAUCAGGAAGAAUUUCUACACAGAGAACUGAAAAAGGCUGCCAAGGGAAGUGGUAUCCCUGGAGGUAUUAAGAGACGUAUGGAUGAAGCCCUUAGGGACAUAGUUUGAUGAUGGGACUAAGUAAGUCAAGGUGACAAUUGCACUUGAUGAUCACGAAGGUUCUUUCAUCCUAGAUCAUUCUAUUAUUCAAAAGAUCUGCAACCAACUCACAGACACCACAAUUACACCUCCUGCAGCCUCACCACCAUGCUGAAGGUUGCUCAGGAUACCUGUCCUGUCCCAGGGCUAGAGAGCAGCUACUGCUGCUGUCACAAGAAACUAAGUGAGGACAACUGAAUGUAUCCCCCACUGCCACUGCAAGGAGGCUGGUUGGGCUGCUUGGCCCAGAUCCAACAACAUGUUCUCAGAGGCAACCAGUCCUACCUCUUGCUCUAAAUCCCACAUCAAAGCCCUGUGACUGGGAGCAGCUGCCACAGUGUGAGCACCAUUCACAAGCCGACAGGCAUUUCUUUUAUGGGUUGUUGGUUUCUGGCAGUGGAUGGCCACAAUGGCCACAUUGUUCCUUUCUGUUUAUUGAUGUUUAAUGUCUCCAAUGCUGUGAUUUUGCUGGGCAUGAGUUGAGUGUGGUAAUAAGAAGUUAACGAUCCAUAUAAAGGGAAGGGGAAAUGACUCACUCCCGUGAACUCCAGGCUAAAAAGUAGAACAGACGAAGCCAAAUAGUUUGGUAAAUCUCAUUAUUUUAGUCCAUUUUCAUUACGUUGACCUGAGACAACAAAGAUGGUGGCCCUACAACUACCCCUGACCAUCCCAGUAUGCACGUCCCCUCCAUGGCACAUCUCCCAGCCCUGAGCUGGUAGCUGGUACGCCUUGGUUUGCUCUGCCACCUGCCAUUGUGCUUUCUGUGGCCAGCUCAUGUGGGUGGGGGACAAGCUGAAGUGCUGUGCAAACUGAGGGAAUGAGAGAUGCUGCAAGCAGGAUCAGCACAGAACACUCUUGUUGGUCUUGGACGUAAACCAGUGCCACCCAGCACUACCCAAGGACAUGCCCUGCAUGGUGUAUCCCUGCUUGUGACUGAAACGCCCCAGGGCUGCCCACUGCUCUUGAAAACCUCCUGCGGGCCACGACCAGUCACAGAGCUAUACCUGGUCAGAGGCUCUGGCCACAUCUGUGGCUCUCAAAGCUGUCUUUGCCUGCCACUGAGAAGGAGGGAGGGAAGAGCAGGAAGGAGGGGAGGGAAAGAGGAAGAGAGAGAGGGAGGGAAGGAGACUGUAUUCGGCGGCUGCCUCCAGAGAGACCAACCAUCAAUGCGGGAGAGCUUCACAAUGUCCUCAGCAACUUCCAGGACCUCGUUACCCAGCGGCCUGGCCGUCUUUACAACUUUUCCAGAUGUUCUCUUCAUCCCCGAAAUGAUAUUUGGGGGCCUUGUCUGGAUCCUCAUUGCCUCCUCGAAGAAUCUAGACAGUUCACUACAGGGCUGGGUGAUGUUUGUCUCUGUGUUCUGCUUUGUCUUGACUGCUGUACUCCUGUUCCUCUACACGUGUGGGGUGCAUGGGGACAGCAGCUCCUGGGUCACUUUGGAUGUCAUCUGCCAGGAGACAGCAGCUCUGUUCUACUUCAGUGCUUCUGUGUUGGAAGCCAUUGCUACCUCUGUACAGUCUACGCCUCAGGUAUCUGAUCAGGCUCUGAUCAGUUACCGGGAGAAUAUUUCUGCCUCGGUAUUUGCAUUCGUAGCUACUCUGUUGUAUGUGAUCCAUAUUAUAUACUCUCUCCGCCGAUGGAAAUCAUCCUAAUGAUCUGUCCUUGCACGUUCAAUCUUGUGGUCACCCUACAAACACAGAAGUUAUCCGAUAACCACAGUUUCCAGGCUGGGAUUAGGGCUUGGUUUUUAAUGUAUAUACCAUAAACAAGCAGCUUUUUAUGGGGAACCAUGGCAAUGAAGACCAAGAGCCUGUCAGAGAAACCUGUCUGCUGACACAAUCUAUUUUUCUUCAGUCUCCUGGUUGGAUUCAGCUUGAUGCUGGUAACCAAGGCCUCAGCAGAAAACCCAGCUUAAAUUAGAACAAUACAGUUGGAUUUAAAAUGUCAAAAUCUCCCUGAAUCCUUAUGUACACCUAUGCCUCCACAGUCUUAACUGCUGUUAGAGGAAAGCCUGAACAAUGGUGCUACGCAGCGUGAGAAUGAAACCUGGUCAUUUUGGUUGACAUGCAUCUGUGUAAACCUCUUUGCCUUCCUCAUUUGCUGUGCCAAAAGAAUUUUCCAUGCCAUUUUUGAAAAUGCCAUUUGUGACCUGUGAGGAGUAAAGGCAAUAUUUAAUUUGCCUCAGGUGCAAUGAGCUCCCAACAACACCUGAAAGGUACUGCUGAAUUACGAGGCUCAACUAUAACCCCAGGAAUUACUCUGCCACGAAUCCAUGAAACACAACUAAGAAAACAUACUAUAGAUACUACAGCAGAAUUAUAUGGAUAAUUAGAAUAACAUCUCAGAUAAGCAGAUGUAAUUAGCUCUUGUCUUCAGCACAUGACUGUUCUCAAAUAUACUGGCACUAUGUCACUAAUAAAGAUGGAUUUCCUAUGAUUCUGCAACCAAUGGCCAUUGUUGCUAACUUCCUCUUACAGUUGAUGCAUACAAUAGCAGGGCAAUGCCCAAGAAUGAGGCACAAAUCCAGGCAUGAAUAAGAGAAUCCUACAAUAACAUGGGUUGGACUUCAAAGACCACCUAGUUCCACCCCUCCGUUGUGGGCAGGGCUGCCCCUCCAGCUCAGGCUGCCCAGGGCCCCAUCCAACCUGGCCUCCAGCACCUCCAGGGAUGGUGCACCCAUGGCUUCUAUGCACAGCAGCCCCAGUGCUUCACUGCCUUGUUAGUGAAGAAUUUCUUCC